Arabidopsis arenosa is the source of this 2143-nucleotide messenger RNA. NCBI's taxonomy places the organism in Eukaryota, Viridiplantae, Streptophyta, Magnoliopsida, Brassicales, Brassicaceae. The record is from the annotation of a GenBank genome assembly.
GUGGACGAUCUGGUUACGGGAUUUAGGGUUUUUCUGUAGUCUGAUUUGUGUUACUUGUAUUGUUCGCAGAUCUCAGAAAUUAGGGUUUUUUUAAUUGUCUAGAGGUAAUAAUAAUAUGAAGAGGAACUUAGACGGGAACGAUGACGACAAGCCUGAGCGAAAGCGUCCUGCUCUUGCUAGUGUGAUUGUUGAGGCUCUGAAAGUUGACAGUUUGCAGAAGCUUUGCUCGUCUUUGGAACCUAUCCUCCGCCGAGUUGUUAGUGAGGAAGUGGAACGUGCUUUGGCGAAAUUAGCCCCUGCUAGGCUUAAUGCAAGUUCUGGGUCUUCUCCGAAACGAAUUGGAGGUCCAGAUGGCCGGAACUUGCAGCUGCAUUUCAAGUCUAGGUUAUCUCUCCCUUUAUUCACUGGAGGAAGAGUGGAAGGAGAGCAAGGUGCUGCUAUCCAUGUUGUAUUGAUUGAUGCAAACACUGGCCGUCCUGUAACAGUUGGACCAGAAGCUUCCCUGAAGCUCGAGGUUGUUGUGCUCGGGGGUGACUUUAACAAGGAAGAUGAUGAAGAUUGGACCCAGGAAGAAUUUGAAAGUCAUGUUGUAAAAGAGCGUGAAGGAAAGAGACCUUUGCUUACUGGAGACUUGUUUGUUGUUCUCAAGGAAGGGGUAGGCACUUUGGGUGAGAUUGUUUUCACGGAUAAUUCGAGCUGGAUUCGAAGUCGCAAGUUCAGGCUUGGUUUAAGGGUACCCUCUGGGGACUGUGAUGGCAUACGCAUACGUGAAGCAAAGACAGAAGCUUUCUCUGUUAAAGAUCACAGGGGCGAAUUGUACAAGAAGCAUUAUCCACCUGCUUUGAAUGAUGAGGUAUGGAGGUUGGAGAAGAUUGGUAAAGAUGGGGCGUUCCAUAAGAGGCUAACCGCUGCAGGAAUAGUCACUGUGGAAGGCUUUCUGAGAAAUUUGGUCAGGGAUUCUGCAAAACUACGAGCUAUUCUUGGAAGUGGCAUGUCAAAUAAGAUGUGGGAUUUGCUAGUGGAGCAUGCAAAAACAUGUGUCCUAAGUGGUAAGCUUUACAUCUACUAUACUGAAGAUUCAAGGACUGUUGGAGUUGUGUUCAAUAACAUCUACGAGUUAAGUGGCCUCAUUUCUGGAGACCAAUACUUAUCUGCUGAUUCACUCUCUGAAAGCCAAAAGGUAUACGUGGAUGGACUGGUGAAGAAAGCAUAUGAAAAUUGGAACCAGGUCGUGGAGUAUGAAGGCAAAUCUCUUUUAAACUUCAACCAGCCUGAGAGGUUGGAUAUUUCUCAGACUGAUCCUGUAACAGCUCUGGCAAGUUACUCUACCGUGCCUCUUAGUCAGUUUCCUGAAUUCGCAAUCGAAGGCUAUAAUCAAACGCUGGCAACAGCCCAGCCUCAUAACCCACAAGCACAAUUCGAUUUUGUUUCGCAGCAAGAUCAGUUUAUGGGAAUGCAGCAACAGCAAAGUCAACCUACCAUAGAGAAUGGGAAUGUAACUGGGUUUGUUCUUGGUCCUCCACAUUCAUCCACAGGUGGGUACCAAGACAUCAAAUCAUCUGUUGACCAGGAAAAUCUUAAUCCUUUCGAAGACUGGACAAACCAGAACGACUUUUUCCCAGAGGAAGAGAUCCGGCAAAGAAGCCAUGAAUUGUUAGCGAAUGAGGACAUGCAACAGCUGCUCCAGCUCUUCAGCAAUGGGGAAGAUGUGUUUGCUUUCCCAUCGUCGCCAAUGACGAAGGGAUAUGAUGAGGAGGACCGUGGGCGAUCAGGAAAAGCGGUUGUUGGGUGGCUAAAGAUAAAAGCUGCUAUGAGAUGGGGAAUCUUCAUAAGGAGGAAAGCUGCUGAGAGGAGAGCACAGAUUGUGGAGCUUGAUGAUGAUGGUGAAUGAAUAGUCAGGUUGCUUGCUAGUGUAUAGAAGCCCUGUACAGUAUAGGGAUGUAUAUCAACAUCACUUGCCGAUAUUCGAAUCGUCGCCGUAGUUAUUCGUUUUUGGGUUUUUGUUUACUUGACUUAGCUUAUUAGACAAGAGGAUAAUCGAUGAACCAUGAGAAAAAUGAAGACUAACCUUCAGCAGCUAGACAAGAAGCUGAUUCUUUUUCCUAUUUCAAACUUGCAGAUUUAAUAGAAGUCAGGCUAAGUA